GUUACCGGACGUAAAGCUGUGGGUAUUGUUCAUGUGCUUUAUGUUGACAAGAAAUAGUAUUUCUAAUAAACACUGAAUUUUAAGACUUCGUCGAGGAUAUUCACGAACGUCUGAAUCGAUCAUGUCUGACAACGAAGACAACUUUGAUGAUGGAGAUUUCGAUGAUGGCGAGGAGGAUGAAGGAUUAGAUGAUCUGGAAAACGUGGAGGAUGAUGAUAAGGAGAACGUGCAAAUCCUGCCUGCAGGAGAGGGUCAGCAGGCAAACCAGAAAAGAAUCACAACACCAUACAUGACAAAGUAUGAGAGGGCCAGAGUCCUGGGGACGAGAGCUCUGCAGAUAGCGAUGUGCGCUCCAGUCAUGGUGGAGUUGGAGGGAGAAACAGACCCGCUGCAAAUAGCUAUGAAAGAACUAAAGAGCAGGAAGAUCCCCAUCAUCAUCCGCCGGUACCUUCCUGAUGGAAGUUACGAGGACUGGGGCUGCGACGAGCUCAUCAUCACAGAUUAAAGCGCCGAUCCAGACUGUGUUUGAUGGCUCACCUCCAAAAAUAAGAGUUCACCCUCCUGUUUAUGUCAUCAAAACCUGGAAUGCAUCAUUCAGAUUUUUAAAAAUCUCAUCAUCGGUGUGAAAUUCAUGGGUUUGAAAUCCUGUUAAAAACUUGUUUUUUGCAUUCCACAAAGUCUCAGGUACAGUCAUCAGUUGGUGUGUACCAAUGCUUGUCUUUUUGAAGGCUAAAAUUACAACUAAGAGCCACAAGGGGGCAAUACAACUUUACUGUGUCACAAAAUAACUGCAUUGUAAGUACUCAAUUUGUUGUAUUUUUUAGAAGUUUAUGGUUUAAAAAAAUGUGCUUACUGUUAUAAAUAAACUCUUUUGUAU
Molecule: messenger RNA, 877 nt
Organism: Salarias fasciatus (jewelled blenny)
Lineage: Eukaryota; Metazoa; Chordata; Actinopteri; Blenniiformes; Blenniidae
Gene: polr2f
Product: RNA polymerase II, I and III subunit F
Exons: 5
Coding region: 122-505 (127 amino acids)
Biological process (GO): transcription by RNA polymerase II; transcription by RNA polymerase I; tRNA transcription by RNA polymerase III
Cellular component (GO): RNA polymerase I complex; nucleus; RNA polymerase III complex
Molecular function (GO): DNA binding
Source: RefSeq, a predicted model, not a curated record